This is a messenger RNA of Trichosurus vulpecula (common brushtail), 3163 nucleotides long. It is a transcript of the gene GJA1, whose product is annotated as gap junction protein alpha 1. The coding region runs from base 230 to 1378 and encodes 382 amino acids. The transcript is spliced from 2 exons. The record is from RefSeq and is a predicted model, not a curated record. Gene Ontology annotation, cellular component: connexin complex. NCBI's taxonomy places the organism in Eukaryota, Metazoa, Chordata, Mammalia, Diprotodontia, Phalangeridae. Gene Ontology annotation, biological process: heart development; cell-cell signaling. Gene Ontology annotation, molecular function: transmembrane transporter activity.
GCUCUCUGUGCUCCAAGUUACAAAAAGGCUUUUACGAGGUAUCAGCACUUUUCUUUCAUUAGAGGGAAGGAGGGAGGAAAAGACAAAACGGCAGCAGACUUUUAAACUUUAAAUAGACAGGUCUGAGUGCCUGAACUGGCUUUUCCAUUUUAUUUCAGCCUCCAAAGAGUUCAGUCAUUUGCUUGGGCUGCAUCACUCCUUUUAAGCAAAAGAACAGCAUCCAGAUAACAUGGGGGAUUGGAGUGCCUUAGGCAAACUCCUCGACAAAGUUCAAGCCUAUUCUACUGCUGGAGGGAAGGUGUGGCUCUCUGUUCUCUUCAUUUUUCGAAUCUUGCUAUUAGGAACUGCAGUUGAGUCAGCCUGGGGUGAUGAACAGUCCGCUUUUCGAUGCAAUACUCAGCAACCAGGUUGUGAAAAUGUAUGUUAUGACAAGUCCUUUCCAAUCUCUCAUGUGCGUUUUUGGGUCCUGCAAAUUAUUUUUGUGUCUGUGCCAACUCUCUUGUAUCUGGCUCAUGUGUUCUAUGUGAUGCGUAAAGAAGAAAAACUGAACAAGAAAGAGGAAGAGCUAAAAGUGGCUCAAACUGAUGGUGCCAAUGUGGACAUGCACUUGAAACAAAUUGAAAUAAAGAAAUUCAAAUAUGGAAUUGAAGAACAUGGCAAAGUGAAAAUGCGUGGAGGGUUGCUCCGUACCUACAUUAUCAGCAUCCUUUUUAAGUCUGUCUUUGAGGUGGCCUUCCUGCUGAUUCAGUGGUACAUCUAUGGUUUUAGCUUGAAUGCAGUCUAUACUUGCAAGAGGGAUCCCUGCCCUCAUCAAGUGGAUUGCUUCCUCUCCCGUCCCACAGAGAAAACCAUCUUCAUUAUCUUCAUGUUGGUUGUGUCUUUGGUAUCCCUUGCCUUAAAUAUCAUCGAGCUGUUCUAUGUGUUCUUUAAGGGUGUCAAAGAUCGCGUGAAGGGAAAAAGUGAUCCUUACCAUGCUACAACUGGCCCACUAAGUCCCAACAAAGAGUGUGGAUCUCCCAAGUAUGCCUAUUUCAAUGGUUGUUCUUCCCCAACUGCUCCCUUGUCACCCAUGUCUCCUCCAGGGUACAAGCUUGUUACUGGAGAUCGCAAUAAUUCUUCUUGCCGUAACUACAAUAAGCAAGCCAGCGAGCAAAACUGGGCCAACUAUAGUGCCGAGCAGAAUAGAAUGGGACAGGCUGGAAGCACCAUCUCCAAUUCGCAUGCCCAGCCUUUUGAUUUUCCAGAUGAUAACCAGAAUUCCAAAAAACUAGCAGCGGGCCAUGAGCUACAACCACUUGCCAUUGUGGACCAAAGGCCUUCCAGUAGAGCCAGCAGCAGGGCCAGCAGCCGACCUCGGCCUGAUGACCUGGAGAUCUAACUCUCUAUAACAACAGUAUUGGAUCAGUAGUGAAAAAUGGUGCAUUGGGAUGCUCAUCCUAGGUGUUAAUUUUGUUCCCGUGGAGGUGGUACUUAACAGCCUCAGGCAGGAGGCUUGACAAACACAAAGACUUUAAAAUACUUGGGUUCUUUUUGGGAAAAUGGGAGGGAGGAUGAGAGAGGCACACGGUAUUUAAAGUAGUUGAUUCAGAGAAUUUAAACACUAAAAAAAAAAAAAUGGGAAAAGAUUAGUCAGUGCAUAGGUAGGGUGUUUUGUGUUUUUUUUUUUCUCCCUAGAAAAGUUUUAUAUAUGUGAGUGUGUUUGUAAAGUGUUGGUUGCAAAAUGAUUUUCUGUUUAACUAAGAAAUCACUUUUGUCAGGAUAAAAUGCUGCCUGAAAACGAUGUUAUUUCUUUUGAACAAGUUAAAGACGCAGGAUUGUCCUUUAUUGUUUCCCUGUUCAGAACAUUCCAUUGUUAAAAUUUGCACUUUGAAGGUAAGCUUCUUAGGUCUGAUAUUCUAGGUUUCAAUGAAUUUGAACCAGAUAACGUAUAUCCUUUGAAUCAACUAAAAUUUCAGACAAGGCCCACCAAAAAGAUCAUUUUCCAUAUAUACUUGCAGAUCAUUCAGCCAGGUAAAAGUUUUUCCAUGUUGGACAUACAUUGGAUUUUUUUUAUAUCCAUUUUUCUUAUCACUACCAUCACAUAUAAAUCCUCACUUUUCACAUCCUUCUGUUCCUAUAGACAAUCUUAAAACAGUUUGGCUACCACUUGCAAAUUUACGAGCUGGAGUGAGAGAGUCAAACCAUGUUUAAUUUUGGGAAAAUCACGUGUGUCUCCGUGUGUGUGUACAUGUAUGUAUGUGUGUGUGUUAGAGUGCAUUUUGAUAUCCUGUAUAUUGAUCGGUACAGGCAUAUACAGUGUGAAAUCACAAGCACAGGCAGAAAAAUAAUGCACACACAGCAUGCUCUGAAUUGAACUUUUCUCAUGGAUUUUGUGGUGUGGGCCAAUAUGGUGUUUACAUUAUAUAAUUCCUGCUGUGCAAGAAAAGCACACUUUAGUCUUUUUUUAAAUUCUAAAACACAUUUUUUUCCAUGUAUCCUAUUAUGGAUACUUGUUUUGUUAAUUAUUUUUUUUUUAACGUAGCAGUGACACUAUUGAGGGCAUGAAUGAUUUUCUUUUCCUGAAAUGUAAUCAUUGAUGCUUGAACAAUAGAACCUUUAGUACUGUAAACAAGCUUUAGUCAUUAAUGUGAGAAUCUUAGAAGAAAUGCUUAGAGCUGGACUAUUAUGUGUGCCUACAUGAUUUUUGCAGUAACUGGUCUUUUUUGGUUUUGCCUUACUCCAUGCAUACAACUGAACAGGAUUAGCUGUCAUUGUGCAUUCUUUUCUGAGGUUGACAGAUCAGUCUCUGGGGGAUUUCAGAAAUUUUGACUUUGCACUUACAUUUUGUUUGGAAUUCAACAGGGGCCGGAAGAAAUUUUGAAAAGUAAACAAGAAACUAAUUUAUUUGAAAUAUAUGCCAGAGAAAUCAACCAGUUUCUUCAAAUGCAUUGCUUUUUUCUUUUUUAGUUUAUCACAGUCAAACAGGGGAAAUACUUAGCAUAGUUUUCAUUUUGUUGCACAACAUACAUAAAACAGUUUUGUACAAUCCAACAGACUAAUCUGUUUGACAUUCCAUGUUAAACUACUGUCAUGGUCAGCUUCAUUGCAUGUAUGUAGAUCUAGUCCAUCAGAUUCUAUUUCCAGGAGUGUUCUUUAGUCAAUAAAGUUUUAAUUUAGUAUAAAA